GGCUUUCCCUGCUCCGGAGUCGUCGAGCGGUCGGCGGGCGUUGAGCGCGGCAGGCCCAGCAGCUGUGUGGGUUGUGUCGUGUGCGGUCGGUGCAGCCCCUCGCGAGCUCUGAGGCGUCACACGCACCGGGCAUUUCCCUUUCGGCCGAGGUCCCUUUUUCGACUCUGGUGUUUGUGUCGUCUCGAAGCUUGCCGUCUGCAUCCUCCUCAUGAGAACGCAUCCACCUGGGGCUCCGUCCGUCGUUCUCCGCUCGGACUGCUUGGGUACGGGCCGCCACGGAUGCAAACAUGGAGCCGUCUGACCGUCUGUUGCUCGAGCUUGGAGCUAUUUCCACCACAGUCCGCUUCUCUGCCUGACACGCGUACAUUGCACCACGAGAUUCUAAACUAACCACAAACCCUGUCGGAACUAGUCGUCGCUGGCGUGGAGUUACUUUUCCGGGAAAAUCAGCAGUAGGUAACGAUGCGCGAGGACGUCGUCAGACCUUCCGUUGCCCCUCACUGACUAUCGUGGACUUCAACGCGUUUCAUCGUAUACGUGGUGGCUCGAGGCUGGAAAAAUGCGCAAGAACUGCCUGGCGCGGGCGCUGUACGACAACAUCGCCGAGUCUCCGGAGGAGUUGGCCUUCCGCAAGAAUGACGUGCUCACGGUGCUGGAGCAGAACCCGGGUGACCUGGAGGGCUGGUGGCUCUGCGCGCUCCGGGGCCGCCAGGGCUUGGCCCCGGGCAACCGGCUGCGCCUCAUGCCCGGCAUGUACGACCCGACCGGCUUGGGUUACGCGGCGGGGCCCCCCGACCUCGCGGCCGCCGUGCCCCCAGCGCCGCCCGCGGGCACCUACCCGGGGCCCGGUCAGCGCCACGCACGACGCCGCUCGUGGCGGGUGGACCCCAACAAGGUUGUUACACCAAGUAAAGUUGGAGAUGUGUAUCUGUAUGAUGUCCCAGUAGGUGCCAAAGUUACUGAAGAGUAUGAUACUCCUGCUCAUUCCACGCUUCCGAGGCCCUCAGGCCAUGUUCACAUAGACACCAUAGUUCCAGCAGCUCAAGAGGGAAGGAAGUCAGUGCGCAUGUUACCGAACAUGGCUUACGACGAACCACGUCCUUCCAGCUUAUCAUAUGAUUUGCCUCGGCCAUCUGUUAAUGCUCGCUUAGAGUUUCCUUCAUCUACUACAGCUGGCACUGAAUCUUAUGAUGUGCCUCGCCCCAAGACUGAUUACGAUGUGCCAAACUCUGAGCUUGUGGGGACCUAUGACACACCACCACCUGCCCGAGGAGUUACCAAGGGAGCACCCUGCUCUGUCUACGAUGUUCCACUUGACAGUGGCACUCCCCGUUGUGUGCUGGCAGCCAAUUAUGAUGUCCCCACCUCUGGCCGGUCAAGUGGCGUGUCUCUGCUCUCAACAAGCUCUUCUUCUGCAGGAGUCUCCCCAGCAAGCAGUCAGUCCAGUUUGAACACAUCGCUGUCCUUGUCCAGUCUGUGUGGAUCCAACAGAUCCAGCUUGGAGCAGGGCCAUGAAAUGUAUGACAUCCCAACUAGCAGUUCUCGACGUGUUAUUGAUGCACCUCCCAGCAGAACUCAAAGUCCCCGUGGAAACCUUAGUGCUGUGCCUCCACCUCCCGGCCAUGGCAUGACCCUUCUACAGUUUUAUGAUGUGCCAACCAACAAUGCACCUGCACCAUUCUAUGACACGCCUCCCAAAAGGGCCCCUACAACACAGACAGUCUGCAUGGAAGGCGUGUACGAUGUUCCUCCCCAGGUAACACGUGAUGCCCCGCUUCCACCGCCGAUGAUGGAUGAAACUGAUGCUUCCAGGCGACAUUCCUCAUCUAGUAGUGACUCACAUGGUUCACGUGAUUAUGAGACCGUUGGAGACCUCAAGGAGCUCCACCUAGAGCGUGAUGCAGCUCUCGAGGUUCUGGUUAAAGUCCAGCAAGAGUUGACAAGUGCAAUUGGGAAGCUGUUCUCACUCACUCAUUCCACACUAAAGCGACAGGAAAGUGUUACUGCAGAGAGUCGACUCUAUGACAUCAAGACAAGCUGCCACAAGCUAAGAACUUCUUUGAAAGAGUUUCUCAACUUUGCGCAAGGUGCCCUUGCCAAUGCUUCCCAUGUAGAGGACCGAAAGCUGUAUCAAAAGUUGGGCCGAUUGACGAAGCCAUUACUCGACUCGUAUCAAGUGGUGGUGGCAACUACCCAGGCCUUGGAUGACAAAGGUUGGCAGCUGUGUAUGUCGCGAGAAGCUGGCCCUGAUGAGCUGGACCAGCUGAUUGCAUGUGCCCGGGGGCUGACAGAGGAUAUCCAGCAAGUGGCAUCCACAAUACAGGGGAACUCGACACUUAUCUUUAAGAAGUCUCCCCUCAUCAGUGAGUCUGGGAGGACUUCGCAGGAGAGGCCUCUACCAGUGCCCCCUAGGAAAGAGGAUGACCAGUGGGCCAGCGAUUACGACUAUGUGAAUCUUGAAUCCAAGGCAUCAGUGGAGCGUGAGAAUGAGGAGAUCAAGGCUGCAUUGCCGGCUGAGCUGAGCCAGUCUUUUGACAAAUUGUUGCAGCAGUCGCAGCUCAUUGUUGAAGGCAUAGUGCAAGAACCACAAUCUCUCUCUGGCAUGCCUGGCUUGGACCAAAAUGACCUUCAGAUCCUCAACUUUUAUGGUGCCCAGAUUGACACCCACAUUCUAUUUCUGACUAAUGCCAUUGAUGCCUUCUUGGCUACUAUUGAGAACAACCAGCCUCCAAAGGUGUUCAUUGGACACAGUAAAUUUGUCGUGAUCAGUGCUCAUAAGCUUGUGUACAUGGGGGACACAGUGUAUCGGAAUAUUGUGAAUGUGGACAUUAAGAACAAAGUUUUGCAGUGCUCAAGUAACCUGUGUGAAGCUUUGAAGGUGCUCAUCAAUAGCACUAAGAAAGCAGCCUUGCAGUUUCCAUCUGUGGCAGCUGUGCAGGAAAUGGUGGACAGUAUUGUUGAUGUGUCACACUUGGCCAAUGACCUGAAGGUGGUGGUUAUGCAGGCUAAGAGGUAACCUGGGUGGCCCUGUCUGGACGUGCUCAAGUUGCAUCUCAGAAGCCCACCAUUUAGUGGCCGACACAUUGCGCUUGCACUUGCAAGAGCGUAGCACACUGAUGUUGCAGCACUUUCUAAAAUAUAGUAGUAUGCGUUUAAAAUAAAAUUUAUUGAAAUUUGCGUAAUGCUAAGGUUUGUUGCAGUAAGCUGAGUGUGCUACAUUGAAUUUAUAUCUUAGUAGUAGAAUUCUUACUAUUGUUAGUCUCAUGUUUACCUUUUUACACACACACACAAAAACACAAACUUAUAUAUAUAUAUAUAUAUAUAUAUAUAAUAUUUAAUAGCAUACACACAAUACAGGGUGUCCUGUGUUUCAGUAAAACAAAAAAAUAUGUGUUUGCAUCACAAGUUUCUUACAGCUGCAGCAUUGUUCCCAAAUGCAGUCAUAAACAGGGUAAGGUGAUAAAGCAUGAAUUUUGUGCCAAUAACUGUCACUUUAGCAUUCUCAACCAACUGCAUUUCCUUUGAUGUUUUCUUAAAAUUAUUGUCUUUAAUGAGCAUAUUUAUGGGGAAGCCUAGCACGAAUGAAAAAAAUUUUGGGCGGCAACGUGCAGAUCAGCGAGUCGACAUUUAUGAUACAACAUAUAUAUUUUGCAAGUAAGCCAUGCUUUCUCAAGAUAGCUUUAUAACAAUUAAGGAUUAACAUUGAUCCUCACAUCAGCUAAACUUGACAUUAGGCUUAAACGAACUAAAACAGAAUGAAUUUUUCUUGCACUGUGUGUAAUGAAGUAUCUAUUUUUGUUACCAGUAGUUGGCUGCUUUAGAAGUCGAAAGAAUUCUGAGCAAUUGCUUCAUACAUAUUUGUGGUUUUGCGGUCUGUCGACCUUAGCUGAACAAUAGAGCUUGUAGCCUUGUGUCUUCCGUUUUAUGCACCACAGCAAAGCACUGCUCAGCCCAUUGCAGGUUCUGCUCUAAUAUUUCACACUUCUUCCCAUAGCAGGUAUUGCCAGCAGACAUGCAUUGGUGAUGUCAGAGACAGCUCGGUAUGCUUCUGCAACGUUCAGGCCACCACACAAAUGCAAAAACUCCAUGGCAGUGUUCGCAUGUUAUUGUAGACAAUUCAGUGAAGCCUUGUUUAUCACAUCCUUAAAUAUCAUCUUCCAUGUUACUGCGGUUUGAUGCAAAGAGUUGCUUGAGCACUACCGCUUGAGCACGCAUCUUAUGAUCUGUGCUAGUUAAUUUUAGAUUUUAUUCAGCAAGGAAGCUUCACUGCUAUUUUAUGCUUCGAUUUCAUUGUGGCUCUUCCCCACCGUCAAUUCAUUCUGAAAGCAAGAACCAGACUGAAAGAAUCCUUCUAUUUGUCACUUCUGUUACAAUGAUGGAGAAGCUGGACACCAUACGCAACAGUAAAAUCACACAUGGUGCUUUCAUCAUCUUUGAACAGUUUGGGUGACCAUCACUGUGCAGCCAGGCUUGCUGUUCACUUGUGCUGUUGCAUGCAUGCUCCAUCACUUUCAGAGCAUUACAGCGAAUCCAUUGAAGUUAGUUGGCAGUAGAACCAAGUUUGCAAAUAUUUAGUAGAAGCAUGGUACUUUAAGAGGAAGCUUUAGCUCGGGCCCAACUCCGACGCGGCCUAUUCAAAUACAUGUAAAACACAAAAACGUUUUGAUGAGAUAACCCCUGGACCGAUUUUGAUGAAAUUUGUUGCAUUUGAAAGACAAAGUUAAAUUCUAGUGACUGUUGGAAGCGGAAUUUCGAUUUAGGGCUUGAAUUUUCUUCACUAGAUUUUAAGUUUUUCUUUUAAAUGCAGCAAACCCCGUCAAAUUUGGUGCAGUGGUUGCCGAGAAAAACAAAUUCUCCUUUUACAUGUAUUUAGAUAAGAGCACCCGAGCUAAAGCUUCCUCUUAAAUUCUGUGAGAUGGAUAUUUUGCAUUGACUGCUACAUGCCACAACUUAUUAAAAAUUUACUUUUAAGUGAGUGAAUUUCAAGCUUUUCAAUUAAUAUUGUGUUGUGUUCAUAUCGCAAGCGCAAGUUUGCUUUUCUUGCCAGUGCUCUUAAUGCUGAUGAAAAGCGCAUAUGUCCAAGCCAACUUCUUUCCAAGUGGAAACUCGCCCUUUACAUAAAAUAUUUGUGUAGAAAACUUAAAAGGUAGUGCGUGUGAGAAAUUAAGAAAGCAGAAGUUAAAAACUACGGACACUUGAGGUUCGGAACAUUGUGGCUGUUCAAGGAGUCGAACUUUGUUCCCUCAGUUUUCAUUCACAGUGGUUUUAUAGGUCAGUGUUACUUUCAAACUGUCUCUCAUUUUUAAUGCAACUUUAGUUGUUGUGAAAACCAAGUGUAUAGAUUGUUUCUGGUCACAAAUUUUGAGAGAAACUACUGCUGAAAUAUUUCUGUACAGUAAACAAGUGUUAAAGCUUUUAAGUACCGUGGAAUGCUCUAGUGGUCUUUUGUUAUGAGUGGUAAAUUAGAAUGUACUUUGCUUGACAUCUGUGUGAAGUGUGGCAUAGCCAGACUUUUUUUUUAUUGUAUUCAAAUAUGUGCGGUGCAUCAAGAAGGAAGCCAAGUGUAGUAAGAACUGUGUAGAUUAUGGAGGUUUAACUAUAUCUUUAAGGGGCCUUCAGCUCUCUUGGUUUUAUCUUGACUGUGUCCGAGUUGUAAAGCUGGCACACCCAGACAUACCUACAAUAAUUUUUGUCAUUGUUUGGUGGCAGGCUACCACUGACUAGUUGAUAUCAAUUCAAGGAAUACGCACUUCCUUCAACUUCAAAAUGACGACUACAAGAGCCACUUUUAAGUAACACACUUGCAACCAGCUUGCGAGGUCCUGAACUUUGUUGAACUAUUGCAUCUUUGAAGCACUUCCAAACACUUGCAUGGAAUUUGGUUAUAGAUCUUUGUGUUGGUUCAUGCAUCUAGCGAUGCAUUGCUUGCUUUUUACCUGUGAGUGGAAAGAUUUUACGUUUGAGCUCCAAAACGGAGUGAUGUGUAUGGCUGCAGGUGUGUAUUUGGUUAUUGAUACGUUUAGAUGUUCAUCCGUCUGACAUUCAUUAGCUGGGCUGAGCAGAGACUUCUUUACUUUGGUUGGUAAAAGAAGGCUGGAAAGGCAUUGUAUCACGUGGUUGUACAGAUGCUGUCAGUUGUGGAAAAUAAGUGACCAUUAUUUUGACUAAUUCGAUUUCGAUGAGUGUGCCAAAGAUUGCAAGCACAUCGCAUAGGAGUGUUUCUGUGAGGUGCAAGGAGAGAGGAUGGCGUGUAGUAAACCUUUUCUUCUCUGAGUGCAUUGUUCGAUACUUGACGAAGCAUACUCCCAGCGAUAUUACGAGUGCAUGGAACGUAGCCCUGCACACUAUUUGUACUGCAUUUAUGGCUUCAGACUGGACUUUUAUCAUGGUUGCAUCUUUGUACAGUCUUUGCAGAUGUAGAUCUUUUAAUGGCUACUUUUCCAGUGUGUGAAGAGCAUGUGGAAGGCUUACACAAGUGGCAAGUAAUUUGUUGAUCACUGGAGGCAGAAGACACAUUUAUGCCGAACAAGAAAUGAAACACAGCAGUUUUUGUUGAUGUGAAUGGAUUACACUUAUUGAAGUUAGCUUUGCACAAGCCUGCUGCUGCCUAGUUUUUUGUUGCACCUGCAUACUUCUUUUUUACUUCACACACUCACUUGAAGCACGCUUGCGAAUGAGCCACAAUAUUGUGCAACUGUAAAUGUAUGAAAGCACUCUGAAUUUAUAUGCUCUUUUUAGGGCAGCCUCAACUAGGGCUUCACAUGGCAAGAGAGUCUGCUUAAAAUAAACGCAGUUCCUGGUAAAUCUAGCUUCAUUUGCUGCCCCCACAAAUUUGGAGAGUUCAGUGUUCCUAGUCAGAAUGUUACUUCGAUCUCAGUGCAAUUGGAAUCAUUCCUACUGCAAAAGUGUAAGAGCGUAAGCGAACAUUCUGUGCAAUUCUGAAGUGCUAGCCUUUAUUAUUUUUUGAUACCUUUGACUCUCCAUGUGGCCCACUUUCAUGGUGCAGUUCGUGUUUCAAUUCCCAUUUCCUCACUGCGUAAUGUGGCUGGUUUCACACUACCUUUGUACACGUGUGGGAAGUAGCUGUGUAGCUUUCUGUGCUGUGACGUCUUGACCUGAUGUGAUUGAGGAAAAUAAAAGGGGCGCAAGUGGUUGCAGGCUGGAAAUCUGUUAGUUGCUGUGAGGUGUUGUUUUGUACAUUAAAAGAGAUGGUACUGUACAUAUUAAUAAAAGUGUAUCCAACUA
Dermacentor andersoni is the source of this 7245-nucleotide messenger RNA. RefSeq names its product Serine_rich_CAS and FAT-like_CAS_C domain-containing protein p130CAS (gene p130CAS). Gene Ontology annotation, molecular function: protein binding. Lineage: Eukaryota; Metazoa; Arthropoda; Arachnida; Ixodida; Ixodidae. Gene Ontology annotation, biological process: cell migration; cell surface receptor protein tyrosine kinase signaling pathway. The record is from RefSeq and is a predicted model, not a curated record. Gene Ontology annotation, cellular component: cytoplasm; plasma membrane.